This is a messenger RNA of Colletotrichum paranaense, 312 nucleotides long. RefSeq lists its product as uncharacterized. The transcript is spliced from 2 exons. Bases 1 to 312 code for a protein of 103 amino acids. Lineage: Eukaryota; Fungi; Ascomycota; Sordariomycetes; Glomerellales; Glomerellaceae. The record is from RefSeq and is a predicted model, not a curated record.
AUGUCCGCCAACCUAGUCGUUAUCUCAAAACUUGAUGCGUUGUCUCUGCCGUGGCACUACACCCCUUUUGCUGCCAAAUGUGCUCGGUCUCCCGCCUUUGCCAGACUUGUCAGGACUCAGGAGGCUACCCACGAAGCCACACCAAACGUCAUCGCACUGUCUCGCCUCAGGGUCCAGGUCCAGAUCCAUCCAGAACUGAGUCACGCGUCCGCCGCCCGAGCAUCCUGGGUGGCGGUCGUUCCAUGGUCACAAGAGACAUUGUUGAGCCUCCCUCACGUUCACUCGCUGGCCAUGACAAAUGCCGCCUGCUAA